Messenger RNA from Drosophila sechellia, 3574 nucleotides. RefSeq names its product Dpr-interacting protein zeta (gene DIP-zeta). The transcript is spliced from 10 exons. The record is from RefSeq and is a predicted model, not a curated record. Lineage: Eukaryota; Metazoa; Arthropoda; Insecta; Diptera; Drosophilidae. Gene Ontology annotation, cellular component: neuron projection. The coding region runs from base 536 to 2134 and encodes 532 amino acids.
ACGAAGCGGACGCGUUUUAUCUGUGUUACCCUGAAAACAUGUGUGAAAGAUCCCCGGCAAAGGGAAAGUCGUAUUCAAGUGUAAUGUGAUCGAUGGAAAAUAGAAGCACCAGACUCAACGUGAUCGUAACAUAAAAAUCGAGCUAAAAAUAAUAGGUCCACUUGCAUAUAAAAUUUAAAAAAUAACAAAACUUGUGUGGUGAAAACAAUUUAAGGGACUUAUAAAAUGAUUUUUACCAAAAUGGCGUUGCUUACAAACAGAACAUAUUAAGUAAAUGCCAGAAGGAAAUAAUCCUGUGAAAAAAAUCUAAAAUUUGGUAAUUGCCACAAGCCAAAAGCUGCGGUAACAAAACCGUGUGAAAAACUCCGAACAAAAGCGAAAACACAAACAAGCCCCGCGGCGUUUUAAAAACCAGUCCGCGGCAGUGAGGUGGUAAAAACUGAGCCAGUAGAUCCGAGAGAAUGCACUUUGGCCAGGAGGCGAGGCCAUCAUUGGGGCUCCUGGCUGUGGCUGAGUCGACCGCAACGGCAAGUUGAUGUUGCCCCCGUCUUGGCAUCUAAUUGGGGCCCUCCUAGUGCUCGCGGCAACAGCGGGGGACUCCACCAACAAGAUCAUCUUGCCGCAGAUUCUAAACGGUGGCGGCGGCGGCGGGGGCGUCGGAACUGCCCAGGGCAAACAUCCGUCUGGAACCAAGACGGUGGCAACUGGAUUGGUUCCAAACUUCGGAGGAGCAGUUGGCAAUGGAGCGGGCGGAGGAGCACCUGUGGCUGGCAGCGGAACCGGAAGCACCGUGGUCGGCAGCAAUGGCGUGAUUGUGGCCGGAGGCGGGGCCAAUGUGCCGACCUCGAAUUUAAACAUUGUCGUCGAAGAACCCGAAUUUACUGAAUACAUCGAAAACGUAACUGUACCUGCUGGACGUAAUGUUAAACUCGGUUGCUCCGUGAAAAAUCUGGGCUCAUAUAAGGUCGCCUGGAUGCACUUCGAGCAGUCCGCCAUCCUGACCGUUCACAAUCACGUGAUCACGCGCAAUCCGCGCAUCAGUGUCACGCACGACAAGCACGACAGGCACCGCACGUGGUAUUUGCACAUAAACAACGUGCACGAGGAGGACCGGGGUCGAUAUAUGUGCCAGAUCAAUACGGUGACGGCCAAAACGCAGUUUGGAUACCUGAACGUUGUCGUUCCCCCCAACAUCGACGACUCGCUGAGCUCCAGCGAUGUGAUUGUGCGGGAGGGAGCCAACAUUUCGCUGAGAUGCCGGGCCAGCGGUAGUCCCAGACCCAUUAUCAAAUGGAAACGCGACGAUAACUCCCGCAUAGCCAUCAAUAAGAAUCACAUAGUGAACGAAUGGGAGGGCGACACCCUCGAGAUAACUCGCAUCUCCCGACUGGACAUGGGCGCCUAUCUGUGCAUCGCCUCCAAUGGGGUUCCACCCACGGUUUCCAAGCGCAUCAAAGUCAGCGUGGACUUUCCCCCAAUGCUGCUUAUACCCCAUCAGUUGGUUGGUGCUCCAGAAGGUUUCAACGUCACCAUCGAAUGCUUCACAGAGGCACAUCCCACGUCUUUGAACUAUUGGACACGUGGCGAGGGACCAAUCAUACACGAUUCGCACAAGUACAAAGUGGAAGCCACAGUCGGAUUGCCAGCUUAUAAAACCCAUAUGAAGUUAACCAUCAUCAAUGUGAGCAGUGGCGAUGAUGGUAUUUACAAAUGUGUGGCCAAGAAUCCGAGAGGGGAAACGGAUGGCAUCAUACGACUGUACGUUUCAUAUCCUCCAACCACUGCCUCAUCGGGUAUAUACUCCACGGAUUCGCAUUGGGGGGAAAAUGGGAUCAACAAUAAUUAUGCGUAUGGUGGCCCUGACUCCACGCGAUCGAUUUAUGCGCAGGAUAAAAAUACGCGAUAUCAAUCGAAUUUGAACGAAAUCGGAUUAUCUGAACAAAAAUCCUUCCUAGAUAAGACGCAGAAUCCGUUGUUGGCCAAUGGCAACGCCAACGAGGCGGAUGCGGAAUCCAACGGGUCCCGGGGUCACAACCCUUCAAUGGCCAUUGCGUGGCUGUUCGUCGUCAUCGCGACGCUGUUGUUAACAAUCCGAUCUGCGGUUGGUUCUAGCCAUAGCCUAAGUCUAUGUUAGUUAAUGCAAACCUAGCUUAUAGUUACCAGAUUUAACUAUGUAUGGGACUAGCUGUAAGGCUUUCCGAACACGUAACGUUAGCGAAUGGCAUUUGCGUAUGUAUGAUGUAUGUGUAAUAAACUAGACCCUAGUGUAAGAGACCCUAAUUACAAUCCGCCCUUUCCCCAUAUACAUCACAAGGUAUAUACAGAUAUAUAUAUACUUAUAUAUGAGAGACCAGGUCCGACUGAGCUCGUUAAGCAUAUGUAUAGCCAUCAGUCAUCAGCCAUCAAUCACACGCCCUUUCUCGGGGGUCUAUAAACACUCAUAUGCGAAUCAAUUACUAGAAGGUAAAGAUGAACCAACCAAAGGGUAAAUGCAAUUUCAUUUUGCUUUCAAUGCUGUGCUUCAAACUGAGAAAGUUUCAUAGUUAUCAUAUAAUCUAUCACGGUCUAUACUUAUAGCUAUGCAUACACAUCUAUAUAUUCGUGCGUUAAACGCUGCUGACUCACACUUGCAUAUAAGAUUACGGACACUUAAUAUAUUAUUAUACAUAUGCCUUAAGGAUUGCAAGCUGAAAUGCAAAUUAAGCUAAGAAAAAUAAGCCAUCACACAUAUCGAUCAUGGAAAUUGUUUAAUUAGGCCAGAUAUACCGAAUCACGUAUACAGUUUUGUAGAUAUAGGUAAUUAACAUUCGAGGACAAGUUUCGAAUGCAUUUAUUUAUUUUAAGUUAUCAAUUUCAGGAGAUUAAUGAUUUGAAAAUCUGAAAUUCAGUAAAAUAAAAUCAAACAUCCACUUUAGGAGUGUCAACUAAUAAUGUCAAAUUAAACGUAUUAUUUCCUGUUUAUCAUUAAUUUAUAUUAUAUGGUCCACAAAGUAUUUACACCCAGGCUCAUCGGAUAAAAUCUUGUUCGGUUAUUAAAUAGCAACAACCUAAUUACGAUGUAACUAAUAACAGAAUUAUUAAUGUACUAAUGUAAAGACAAAACGAAAUGUUAAACAUUUAAGCUAAAAUAAAGGAAAUUUAAAUUGUGUUGCUUUAAAGACAAAUUAAAUUAGAAGCAAGAAAGCAUGUUGAAUGUUGAGAAAUAUAAUUGAAUUAUCGCAGAGCUAUGGACACAAUGGAAAAAGGAUAUACAAAUAUAUUACAUUAUAUACAAUUAUAGACUACGUAUAUACAAAGAAACACACGCAUACACGAACUACACUUAUGUAACAUGUAUUUAAGCAUAUAAAAUGAGUUGUAACUGAGGCAUUAAAUUAAAUAAAAAUCCCAAAAAGACAAAUAAAGCUACUGAAUGGCAUUCACGGGGCAGUCACGGAAAGUAAUGAAAGUGAGCAAAUUGAAAUAAAAACGAAAUGCAUCGGCAAGGAACAAGAAUGAUGUGUUAAAUGCUUAAUUAGCAACCAAAUUAAAUAAUGCCCAUGCAAACACCAAGCAUUCAUAUUAAACAAAAUAA